Molecule: messenger RNA, 947 nt
Organism: Aspergillus steynii IBT 23096
Lineage: Eukaryota; Fungi; Ascomycota; Eurotiomycetes; Eurotiales; Aspergillaceae
Exons: 4
Coding region: 60-866 (268 amino acids)
Source: RefSeq, a predicted model, not a curated record
CCUAGAUAUAAAGGUCUCGCGCACCUCCUUCUUGAAGACUCGCUGCUAAGUCUUCAAACAUGACCACGGAUCCAGUGCUCGCUCAAUGCUAUCAUCUGAAUUGGCUGCCCGGUCGUAAAAUCCAUUUCCGCGGCACGAACACAUAUUGGAGAAUUGACGAAAUCCUUACAGAGAAGAUUCGAACACAUGACGAAUCCAGAGGAACUAUUGAAGAGUUAACAGGCGUUUGCAGAGCAACCCAGAUCAAUGGUUCAGCUAAUUGGGAGGAAGCUAUCGUCAAGAUCAAGCAGCAGCUCUCCCCAUGGGAUGACGGAAGUAACGAUAUCAGCUCAGAAGCGUACCGCGAGAUCGAAAAUCUCCAAAAGCUAACAGAAAACCACUGCACAAGUACGCCUACUCUUAUCGACGCCAUCGCUUUUGAUCAAGAUCCUACGAUGUAUCUUCCAGGUGGUUAUCUCGUGUUUAUUCUUAUGGAGAAAGUCCCGGGCCAAGAUCUUGGCCAUUUCAACAGUUUACCCUCAGAACAACGAGAUGAUGCCCGACUUGCCUUUAUCAGGGCAUUAUGGGAGUUUCGCAGCCAUGGGUUAUAUCAUCAUGACCCUCGCAGACAAAAUAUUAUCUGGGAUCGAUGCUCGAAAAAAUGUUAUAUCAUUGAUCUUGAAGAUGUUGAGGAGUUUGGACUCUCUUUCUCAGGCCUUGAUCCUCUGGUGGAGUUCUCUCUAUGGACUCUACACGGAAAAGAAGAAAAGUCUCCCGAUAACCACCUUGAUGAUGACCUCAUGAUCCCACAUGAGUGUGAGGACGGGUGGAAGUUUACCUGCUUAGAAGAUUUGACCGAUUUCCUAAUUUCGAGGAUCAGAUGUUGAACGAGACUGUAUGAAUCAUUUAUUAGUUCAAGCGGUGAGCGGGGAAUCUUAGGCUCCCCUUUGCGCAAUAGAGAGUGUUUU